CUCUUUCAACCAUACAAAACGUCUGUUUACAAGUAUUACCUCUGCCUUUUGUGAUGUGGAAAUCAUAUAUAGUGAUUUGUGAUACCUACAAAUAAAAUCACCUGAUAUUUAAAAUGAUAUGAUAAUAUGACCCAUUUCAUUGGUCAGUUUUAGUGAGGUCUCAUUUCUUAAAAGGGACACUCAAUUGAUUUUAAGAUAAUCCUUUAUUGAUCCCCAAGAGAGGACAUUCGGGUGUUGCAGAACAAGGUAGAAAUAAGAAUAGAAUAGUAUUAGUUAUUUUUUUAACAGUCAAAGAUCAGCUUUCUAGCAACACUGAGUCGUUGAAAACAGUUAGUGAUUUUUUCUGUGAAAGAGUUUGUUAAAUCUUAGAAAAAACCUGAAAUCUCAGUUAGAGCUUGGAGUUUUAUGACACAGGCAUUUACCAGGCAGGGAGGGUCUAAUUAAAAGAUGCCAUUGGGAAAAUUAUGGGAAAUGUAGGAUUAAGUGUUUCCAGACCUUGACCUAGGGACUAAAAGUCAGGACAGAUCGGCCUCUGCUGCAUCAAUUUUUGUGCACAAACACUUUCAGUGUUUCAUUUCCUACUUCUAAAGAGAUCCCCUUUUUUUUUUUUUUAACUCUCUUUUGAGUAUAUAAAAGGUGUCACAUCCAACAACAUAUCCAUCCCAUCACGCAAGAGGAUCCAGUUUAACAGAAAUGACGGACUCUUUAAAUUACAGCGAAUAUGACUAUUCUGAUGAAGUCUGUGAAAAGGGAGCGGUGGUCAAAUUUGGAUCCAUUGUCAUUCCUGUCUUCUUCUCUCUUGUGAUCACACUAAGCCUCAUCGGAAACAUCCUCGUCCUUGUAAUCCUGGCUUUGUUUGAAAACCUCAAGUCUCUCACCAACGUUUUCAUCCUAAACCUGGCCAUUUCUGACCUUGUUUUCACCACCGGUCUUCCCUUCUGGGCCCAUUACCAUAUCUGGGGAUGGAUGUUUUCAGAGACCCUCUGCAAAAUUGUGACUUUUGUUUUCUUCACUGGGUUUUACAGCAGCGUCCUCUUCCUGACCGUCAUGACCAUCUACAGGUAUCUGGCGGUGGUGCAGCCUCUCCCUGACAUGAGCACUCAGAAACUCAGCUCCGGGGUUUUCGUCUCUGUCCUACUGUGGAUGAUCAGCAUUGGAGCAGCCAUGCCCUCCCUGCUCUACAGCUCCCUCGUCGUAAUCCACCACAAGGAUGAACACUCCCAAGGCUGCGAAUAUGAUGCUACCCUGUGGAAAAACAUUAGUAUCUCCCAACAGAAUCUUUUCUUCUUGGUUGCUUUUGCAGUGAUGGCUUUCUGCUACAUUCAAAUACUUAGGAAAAUCACAAAAUCAAGAUCUCACACGAAGAACAGAGCAGUUAAGCUAGUCUUCUGUAUUGUGGCUGUGUUCUUCAUCGGCUGGGUGCCGUACAAUGUUGUCAUCUUUCUGAAGAUCUUGGAUGACCAUUUGGUUCCACCAUUUCAUAACUGCGAAGCAAGUAUCCAGCUCGACUAUGCAUUCUAUAUGUGCCGGCUCAUUGCUUUCUCCCACUGCUGCCUGAACCCUGUCUUUUAUGCAUUUGUUGGCGUGAAGUUUAGGAGGCAUUUGAAGUCAAUGCUGCAUCGACUGUUCAUUUGCCAAAUGCCAGUCGAAGAACAGCAUGUUAGAGUGCAAAACUUCUCACGUGGGUCAUUGUACUAGUUGCUGUUGAGGUACAUCAUUUUCUUGCAUUCAAUUCUUCACUUCUGAUUUAAAACAUGACAAUGUCCAGUGUGUAUUUAGUAAAAUCUGUUUAAUCUCAGCAUAAGUAUAGGAACUGGUUUUAGAUUUGCCGUUUGUAGCAAGCUGCGUUCAGUAUUCAAAUCUGACUUUUGCUGUUUUUCUACAGCGUGCAAGUGCCUGUGUUUGUCAUAAUAUGUAGUUUGUACGGGAUCAAUUGUUAUUUGCUGGCACUUUAAAAGGAGGUCAUGUUUUUCAUGGGCUUGUACAAAACGUAUUAAUUAGUCGCAGUGGAUGUGGAGCCAUUAUAGCAAAUAUGUUCAUAUGAUUUAUGAUGAUGUCCAUUUAAGAUUACUUUUGUGAUGGUGAGUUCUCACUCAAAUUACUGUAAUUAUGACUUAUUCUGUAAAUGUAAUACAGUGUGUUUAAUACAGUACAGUUUUUUAAAUAUUUUUUUUAAUUAUGAAAGGAGUUUGCUAGUAAGCCCAUUGUUGUGAUGCUUGCAAGAUGUUAAAAUAGUCUGCUCUCAUUUGAGUCUAUUCAAUUUUCAAUAUUCAGGUGGCUUACAGGUGGAUUAGUGUAGAAUAGAACUUGAAGGAUAAUAAUGUCAACCAUCGCAAAAAAAUUAAGCCAUUUAAUGGUCCCAGUCAGUGAAAAGCUUUGUAAAAUAUUUGCAUUUCUUGGUCCCUCUGUGCAUUAAAAACCACAAUAACUUUUUUAAACUGACAUGUUUUUUCAUUAUGAGCCUUUAUCAAAUGUUGACUGAUGGUAAAAAUGCAUCUCUACCAAAUUAAAUGUCCAUUAACUUCAAAUGAGUAUUUAAAACAAUCUGCAUAGAUUUGCAUCUAUUAAAGAUAAAUGAAAGACU
This is a messenger RNA of Micropterus salmoides (largemouth bass), 2584 nucleotides long. RefSeq names its product chemokine XC receptor 1-like. Gene Ontology annotation, biological process: chemotaxis; G protein-coupled receptor signaling pathway; immune response. The record is from RefSeq and is a predicted model, not a curated record. Gene Ontology annotation, cellular component: membrane. The coding region runs from base 694 to 1698 and encodes 334 amino acids. Gene Ontology annotation, molecular function: chemokine receptor activity. The transcript is spliced from 2 exons. NCBI's taxonomy places the organism in Eukaryota, Metazoa, Chordata, Actinopteri, Centrarchiformes, Centrarchidae.